ACAACACAGUGGCACAGGCUGCACUCCGGCAGGGACAUAUAUUCCUAUUACUGCGGAUAGAUAGAAACAAACAAAACAACAUGUCUAAGAAAGAAUUAAAGAAGAAGAAGAAAGAAAAAGAAAUCCGUGUUGGAUUCUUUCAGUUGUUCCGCUUUGCAUCUGCAACUGACAAAGUUAUGAUGGUCAUCGGAGCCUUGUGUGCCUUAAUCCAUGGUGCUGCCCAGCCAUUAAUGCUUUUGAUCUAUGGUAUGAUGACUGACACCUUUAUUACAUAUGACAGAGAGACACAAGAGCUUCAGGAUAUAAAUAAGGAAUGCAUCAAUGAUACAAUCUGGUGGAAGAAUGGAACUGAAUACAUUGUAGACAACAGCACAGUGGCCUGUGGAACUAACAUUGAAAAAAAGAUGACGGAAUUUGCCUACUACUAUAUCGGUAUUGGAAUUAUUGUUCUGGUUCUAAGUUACUUUCAGAUUUCGCUAUGGGUCGUGGCGGCAGCUCGUCAAAUACAAAUUGUCCGCAAGGAGUAUUUCAGGAAGAUAAUGAGACUCGACAUUGGUUGGUUUGACAGCAAUUCAGUUGGAGAACUGAAUACAAGAAUUUCUGAUGACAUCAACAAAAUCAACAAUGCCAUCGCUGAUCAAGUUGCCAUCUUCAUUGAAAGGAUUUCUACAUUUAUCUUUGGGUUCCUAAUCGGCUUUGUUGGAAACUGGAAAUUAACCCUUGUAAUUGUGGCCGUCAGUCCACUAAUUGGCUUAGGAGCGGGAUUGAUGGCAGUGGCUGUGGCCAGGCUAACAGGCCGAGAGCUAAAAGCAUAUGCCAAGGCAGGCUCAGUAGCUGAUGAAGUCCUUUCUGCUAUUCGUACUGUGGCGGCUUUUGGUGGAGAGAAAAAGGAGGCUGAGAGGUAUGACGAUAACUUGGAGGAGGCACAAACUUGGGGCAUUCGGAAAGGGACUAUAAUAGGCUUUUUCCAAGGUUAUAUGUGGUGCAUUAUAUUCUUAUGUUAUUCACUAGCAUUUUGGUAUGGAUCCAGGCUGGUAAUUGAAACAAGAGAGUUAUCACCAGGAAGUCUUCUUCAGGUAUUCUUUGGAGUCUUAGUUGCUGCAAUGAAUCUAGGCCAGGCGUCUCCUUGUUUAGAAGCAUUUGCAUCUGGGAGAGCAGCCGCAACCAUCAUUUAUGAAACCAUAGACUUGAAUCCAGUCAUUGAUUGUAUGUCAGAAGAAGGCCACAAACUGGACCAGGUGAAAGGAGACAUUGAGUUCCAUAAUGUCAAUUUCUGCUAUCCAUCCAGACCGGAUAUAAAGAGUUUAAGUGAUCUCAGCAUCUCCAUUAAACCGGGAGAAACCACGGCUUUUGUUGGACCCAGUGGUUCAGGGAAAAGUUCUGCAGUUCAGCUCAUCCAGAGAUUCUAUGACCCCACAGAUGGAAAGGUAACAUUAGAUGGACAUGACCUCCGUACACUAAACACCAAGUGGCUGCGCUCUUUAAUUGGGAUUGUGGAACAAGAACCAGUGUUGUUUGCUACGACCAUAGCCGAGAACAUUUCCUACGGGCGAGAUGGAGUCACUAUGAAUGACAUUGAAAAGGCAGCAAAAGACGCUAAUGCCUACAAUUUCAUAAUGGAUUUACCUCAGAAAUUUGACACUCUGGUUGGAGAGGGAGGAGGCCAGAUGAGCGGUGGGCAGAAGCAAAGAAUUGCCAUUGCUCGAGCCCUUAUCAGAAAUCCCAAAAUCCUCCUCUUGGAUAUGGCCACAUCUGCACUUGACAAUGAGAGUGAAGCUAUAGUGCAAGAGGCUCUAAACAAGGUACAGAGUGGGAGAACAACCAUUUCCAUCGCCCAUCGUCUCUCCACUGUCCGGACUGCGGAUAUCAUUGUGGGAUUUGAUGGUGGAAGAGCUGUGGAAAAGGGAAACCAUGAAGAACUCAUGAAAUUAAAGGGGGUUUACUUUACGCUGGUCACCCUACAAAACCAGAAUAACAGCUCCGCAGAAAAAACUGCCACUGAAGACGUUGCAGCAGAAAAAGAGAAACCUUUCAUCAGAGGAAGCUAUCGCUCAAGCUUAAGAAACACUUUACGCCUGCGAUCUAAAUCCCAACUUUCCAAUAUAUUCCCUGUCCCCCUUUCUGGCACCGUAAAUGGAACAGCCGUGCCAGUGGAAGAUGAAAUCAUGGAACCAGUAGAGACUAAAGAAAAGGAGAAGAAAAAGGGAAAAAAAAACAAAUCAGUUAUCGGGCGAGUAUUAAAAUACAACACAAAAGAAUGGCCGUAUCUCCUCGUUGGAUCCAUUGGUGCUGCAAUUAAUGGAGUGGUUACACCCCUUUAUGCCAUCCUGUUCAGUCAGAUAUUAGGGACUUUUUCACUGCCAGAUUUGAAUGAACAAAGGAGAGAAAUCAAUGGAAUUUGCAUUUUAUUUGUGAUCAUUGCGGUCGUAUCCUUUGUGACACAAUUUUUCCAGGGCUAUGCAUUUGCUAAAUCUGGGGAGCGCCUGACACGGAGAUUAAGAAGGGUUGGCUUCCAGGCAAUGCUUGGGCAAGAAAUUGGCUGGUUUGAUGACAAUAACAACAGCCCCGGAGCCUUGACAACGAGACUCGCCACAGACGCUUCCCAAGUCCAAGGGGCCACUGGAUCUCAGAUCGGAAUGGUUGUGAAUUCCCUGACAAACAUCGGGGCCUCCCUGAUCAUUGCAUUCUACUUUAGCUGGAAGCUGAGUCUGGUGGUGCUUUGCUUCCUCCCAUUACUUGCAUUGGCAGGAGUGUUCCAGGCCAAAAUGCUCACAGGGUUUGCAAAUCAGGACAAAAAUGCACUGGAGAUGGCCGGAAAGGUUUCGAGCGAAGCAAUUGGCAAUAUUCGUACAGUUGCUGGACUGGGAAAAGAAACCAUGUUUGUGGAGGUCUAUGAGAAGCAGCUGGAAUUGCCCUAUAAAGCAGCUGUUAAGAAAUCCCAUGUGUACGGUGCCUGUUUCGGGUUUGCUCAAUGUGUCAUAUUCAUGGCCUAUGCGGCGUCAUUCAGAUUCGGAGGAUUUUUGGUCAAUACUGAUGGGAUCCACUAUGCGGUUGUCUUCAGAGUAAUAUCAGCCAUAGUCACCAGCGGAACAGCUCUGGGCAGGGCCUCAUCCUUCACUCCUGAUUACGCCAAAGCUAAAAUUGCAGCAGAACAGUUCUUCAAGUUAUUAGAUCGUGUACCAAAGACAAGUGUGUUCAGCAGCAGCGGAGACAAGUGGGAAGAAUUUAAAGGUGACAUUGAGUUCGUGAACUGCAAAUUUACGUACCCCAGCCGGCCAGUUACCAUGGUGCUGAGAGGGCUGUCAAUCAGUGUCAGGUCCGGACAGACGUUGGCCUUUGUAGGAAGCAGCGGAUGUGGGAAAAGCACCAGCGUUCAGCUGCUGGAACGAUUCUAUGACCCGGAUGAAGGCAAAGUUCUUGUGGAUGGACAUGCCACCGCCAAUGUAAACAUCUCCUUUUUAAGAAGCAAGAUUGGCAUUGUCUCUCAAGAGCCUGUAUUGUUUGAAGGAAGCAUUGCAGACAACAUCAAGUAUGGAGACAACUCACGGGAUAUCCCAAUGGAGGAGGUUAUAGAAGCCGCAAAGAAAGCACAUUUACAUGAAUUCGUAAUGACCCUGCCAGAUCAAUACGAAACCAAUGUUGGAAUCCAAGGAUCCCAGCUCUCCCGGGGACAAAAGCAGCGCAUUGCUAUAGCCCGUGCCAUUGUCAGAGAUCCAAAGAUAUUAUUGCUGGACGAGGCCACAUCUGCCCUAGAUACAGAGAGUGAGAAGACUGUGCAAGCUGCCCUGGAUGAAGCUAGAAAAGGUCGCACCUGCAUCGCCAUUGCCCAUCGUUUGUCCACAAUCCAGACCUGUGAUAUCAUAGCUGUGAUGUCCCAAGGGGCCAUUGUUGAAAAGGGCUCCCAUGAAGCACUUAUGGCCUUGAAAGGGGCUUAUUAUAAACUGGUCACCACUGGGGCACCCAUAAGUUAACAAGAACAAUACAGUCAUCAAUCUACUCAGCAAACCGUGUUUGGCCUGACACCGCAGCAGGGAAACGGUUUCUCUAAUACCGUAGGAAAUUUUGUUUGUCGUUUGAAAAUGGGACAGAGAGACAAACUCAAAAACUGUUCUGAUGUAACUAUGUCAGUUUUAAAAAUAUAAAUCAAAACACACAUUUAAAACUGUAUAAUAUAGUCAUAUAUUUCUAAAGGCUUGAAAUCCAUUGAACGUGCCAUAAGGAUGCUGUAGUCACUCCAUUCACAACACUUUAUCUUUCUUUAUUUCCUCUCCUCACAGAGAGAAAUUCAAAUAUAUUUCACAAACUUCAUUUUCAGGAGGCAGAUACGACCCCCAAUAGGUCCAAUAGAUUCAACAGACAAAUAUUUAUUAUACAAGAAAAUUCACUCAGGCUCUGUUUGCCGUCCCCAAAGAAUCAAACAGGGAAAAUGGAUGUAUUUUGCUUUCAUUGAAGAGGUGCUUUUAUACUGUUAUAAUAUUUUUCUAUAUUUAAAUGUAUUAUAAUAUUAUUCAAAGAUAAAUAAAUAUAAUUUACCAUAUUAGUUUUAUUUUUCAAAAAUGUACUAAGAUUGAAUCUGUUUAGUAAGGAUCUAAAAAGGAUCAAGCAGUAAAGGCAGCCAUACACGGGCCAAUCUGGUGCCUUCUCCAACCAAUUAGCCCAUGGGCCUAACA
Molecule: messenger RNA, 4670 nt
Organism: Xenopus tropicalis (tropical clawed frog)
Lineage: Eukaryota; Metazoa; Chordata; Amphibia; Anura; Pipidae
Gene: abcb11
Product: bile salt export pump
Exons: 26
Coding region: 81-3971 (1296 amino acids)
Biological process (GO): transmembrane transport
Cellular component (GO): plasma membrane; membrane
Molecular function (GO): ATP hydrolysis activity; ABC-type transporter activity; ATP binding
Source: RefSeq, a predicted model, not a curated record